AAGGCUCGGAAAUCGGGGUCUACUUGUGGCAUUUCUCCUUCGUGCUUCGGUUUGGUGAGGGUUGCCCGGUUCCGCGCACCCACCCUGCCCGCCGCUAGCUCCAGAAAAGACCGGGAACCCGUAAUUCGCCCCGCCUCGGCGGACACCUGUCUGAGCACCCUGGAGCUGCUGAAGGACGUGCACCUGGGCCUGGCUCUGCCCUGCCACCGUCCUGCCCGACUGGCCCUCCUCUCGGGCCACUACCUUUACUAUCACUACGGCUGCGACGGACUGGACGACCGCGGCUGGGGAUGUGGCUACCGCACGCUGCAGACGCUGUGCUCUUGGCCAGAGGGCCAGUCUUCCGGCGUGCCUGGGCUGGCAGCCAUACAGGCUGCCCUGGAGGACAUGGGCGAUAAGCCCCCCGGGUUCCGGGACUCUCGGGACUGGAUUGGCUGUGUAGAGGCCAGUCUCUGCCUUGAACACUUUGGAGGACUUCAGGGGCGCCUAUGCCACAUGCCCCGUGGAGCCGGACUUCUGGGAGAACUGGAGCGGAUUUAUUCCCACUUCAUGGAGGGCGGCGGCCCAGUAAUGGUGGGAGGGGACGCAGAUGCUCAGUCUAAAGCCUUGCUGGGAAUCUGUGAGGGGCCAGGUCCGGAAGCCUAUAUACUGAUACUGGACCCACACUACUGGGGCACUCCAAAGAACAGUAGCGAACUGCAAGCUGCUGGGUGGGUGGGCUGGCAAAAGGUAAGCAGCGUCUUUGACUCACAUUCCUUUUACAACCUGUGCUUGACCAGACGCACCUGAAUCGACACCCCUGCCUGCACUGUGGGACAGGCUCCAGAACUGAGACUGCUCACAGGUCCCCAGCAGAGAAGUCUCUUCCAUCACCAAAACUCUGGGACAGGGGACAAUGGCAUAGGCACGUGGAUCUGAGUUCAAAGCCAGCCUGGUCUACCCAGCAAGUUCUAGGCUAGCCAGGGUUAGAUGGACACGACCCAAAAAUAAUAAUAAACUGGUACAAUUCAGCUGA
Messenger RNA from Arvicola amphibius (Eurasian water vole), 1015 nucleotides. RefSeq names its product UFM1 specific peptidase 1 (inactive) (gene Ufsp1). The annotation marks the transcript as partial. Lineage: Eukaryota; Metazoa; Chordata; Mammalia; Rodentia; Cricetidae. The transcript has a single exon. The record is from RefSeq and is a predicted model, not a curated record.